Indicator indicator is the source of this 1044-nucleotide messenger RNA. It is a transcript of the gene ST6GALNAC5, whose product is annotated as ST6 N-acetylgalactosaminide alpha-2,6-sialyltransferase 5. The transcript has 5 exons. Lineage: Eukaryota; Metazoa; Chordata; Aves; Piciformes; Indicatoridae. Gene Ontology annotation, molecular function: alpha-N-acetylgalactosaminide alpha-2,6-sialyltransferase activity. Gene Ontology annotation, biological process: ganglioside biosynthetic process; oligosaccharide metabolic process. Bases 1 to 1044 code for a protein of 347 amino acids. The record is from RefSeq and is a predicted model, not a curated record.
AUGCCGAGCCUAGCGGAGAGCGGGAGGACUGGCGGCCGAGAGGCGCACAAAAUGAAGACCCUGAUGCGCCACGGGCUGGCCGUCUGCCUGGCUCUCACCACCAUGUGCACCAGCUUGUUGCUCAUGUACGGCGGCAUUGGCGGCGGCGGGGGCCACCCGGAGCCGCGGCGGCGGCAGCAGCAGCAGCAGGUGGCGGCGGUGCCCAGCCGCCCGCCGGGACGCGGCCAGGACCACCCGGCGAUCCCCGUCGGGGCUGGUCUCCUGGAGGGCUACAUCAGCGUCCUGGAGCACAAGCCAUUAAAAAUGCACUGCAAGAGUUGCGCCUUGGUAACCAGCUCCGGACACCUGCUGGGAAGUAAACAAGGUGACAGAAUUGACGAGACAGAGUGUGUAAUACGAAUGAACGAUGCCCCUACUCGAGGUUAUGGGAAGGAUGUUGGAAACAGAACAAGCCUUCGAGUCAUCGCACACUCCAGCAUUCAGAGGAUUUUGCGGAACCGCAACGAACUCUUAAAUACGAGCCAUGGGGCUGUGUUCAUCUUCUGGGGUCCCAGCAGCUACAUGAGGAGAGAUGGUAAAGGCUUGGUGUAUAAUAAUCUGCAGCUGAUGAACCAGAUACUGCCUCAAUUAAAAGCGUAUAUGAUUUCCCGCCACAAGAUGCUUCAGUUUGAUGACCUUUUUAAACGGGAAACUGGGAAAGACAGGAAGAUAUCCAACACUUGGCUUAGCACGGGCUGGUUCACAAUGACUAUCGCAUUAGAGCUCUGUGACAGGAUAAAUGUUUAUGGCAUGGUGCCACCGGAUUUCUGCAGGGAUCCUAAUCAUCUUUCAGUACCUUACCAUUAUUAUGAACCUCUGGGACCUGAUGAAUGCACAAUGUACAUUUCCCACGAGCGGGGCCGAAAGGGCAGCCACCAUCGUUUCAUCACAGAGAAACGAGUGUUCGAGAACUGGGCACGGACAUUCAACAUUCACUUCUUCCAACCAGACUGGAAACCAGAGCCACUCACUGCAAAUCACCCCGAGGGAAAACCCGUGGUCUGA